AUGGUAUCUCACAUUAUUGUCCCCAUCAUAGGGGAUGGAGCCUGCCUGUUCCGAGCCCUCUCCUAUCUCAUGUAUAACACACAGUUAAUGGCGAGGGAAGUGCGUGAGAUAAUCGUGAGUCAUGUGGUGGAUAACUGGGAGGAAUUUUCAAUUAUGUCCCACGACAGCUUGGGGAACAAUUACAAUAGCUUCAACGAGUAUUUUGAUGAAAUGUCGAAACCCUUUACUUAUGGUGGUUUAUGCGAGUUGGUGGCGGCUGGGCAACUGUUUGGGUUUGUUUUUGAGGUUUACCGAAAUGGUGAGCUCUAUGAGAGUUUUGGUGCGGAAGGUCACCCUGUUAGAAGGCUACGUUUUACACAGGACAUUUCUAAGGGACAUUUUGAUGCGUAUGAGCAAUGUGAACCUGAGGAAGUGAUCAACACAUCGUCCUUCUCUCAGCUUGAUUCCACCUCACACCUCUCACAGGCAACACUUUUUUCUGUUCCUAAUAAGGCUCAUGGAAAACGUCGGACUAGAUACACCAAUGCGAAAAGGAGGAAGCAACUUAAAGAUGCGUCAAGAAAAUAUGCACAGAAUAACCCUGAGGUCCACAGAGCAGCGGUGGCUAGGUAUCAAAAAAAUAACCCAGAGGUGAACAGAGCAGCGGUGGCUAGGUACCAAAAAAAUAACCCCAAAGUGAACAGAGCAGCAGUGGCUAGGUACCAACAAAAUAACCCCGAGAUGCACAGAGCAGCGGUGGCUAGGUACCAACAAAAUAACCUCGAGAUGCACAGAGCAGCGGUGGCUAGGUACCAACAAAAUAACCCUGAGAUGCAUAGAGUGGCAGAGUCUCGGUAUGAACAAAGUAAUCCUGGAAGAAGAAUAGAAAGGCGAGUACUUCCGUGGAUGGUCAAAGCCUACUCAGGCAUGGCAUAUGAUCCUGAUGUGGCUUAUGAGGCAGACAGCACUAUAGCUUUGGGAACCAUGAGCCACAAGUGUCAGUACUGUAAUGCUUUCAAGUGGAAGGAGGAGACCCUCGGCAUGUGCUGCAAUGCUGGAAGGGUGCAGCUUUCACCCUUCGAACCUCUGCCUGAGCCUCUAUACAGUUUGGUAAUGGGCAGCCACCCAGAGCAUGUCCACUUUAUGAACUAUAUUAGAAAGUACAAUGGCUGCUUCAGUAUGACAUCAUUCGGGGGCAAGCAGGUUCUACAAGACGGCUUCAUACCGACCUUUAAAGUUCAGGGGCAGGUAUAUCACUUGGUAAGAAGUCUGCUGCCAGUACCUGAACAGGAAGCUCGAUUUUUACAAAUUUAUUUUGUGGGCGAGGAUGAAAGGGAAGUGAGAUUAAGAUGUAUUAGCAACUUUUCAGAUGUCAAACAGGGAUUAGUCAAAGAACUGCAGAGAAUGUUACAUGAUGUCAACAGCUACAUAAAAGAUCUGAAGACCACUUUAGAUAAGGUAUCUCCAACUUGCAAAAAGUUUGAAGUUGUCAUCUAUGCAGAUAGAAAACCUGCUGACGCUCACAGAGGUCGCUUCAACGCACCGAUAGCAAAUGAGGUAGCUCUGGUGAUUGUUGGUCAGCAAUUUGAUCAGCGAGACAUCGUGCUGCAGAGCCACGAUAACAAACUGCGGCGCAUUAGCAAGAUUCACCGGUCAUACGACGCCUUGCAGUACCCGCUCCUGUUUUGCCGUGGCGAGGAUGGAUACUCGAUUACCAUUCCACAGCGCGACCCUCAGACUAAGUUGCUACUUAAGAAUUUAGUUUCCGCAGCGAGCUUCUACUCAUAUCGAAUUAUGAUUAGGGAAGGGGAAGUCAACCACUUGGUGUACUUUCGUUCUCUUUUUAGUCAAUUCCUGGUUGACAUGUACGUCAAAAUAGAGACAGAAAGGUUGAACUACAUUAGGAACAACCAGGCGCAGCUGAGGGCAGACAGCUACAUUCACCUGAGGGACGCCGUGGGAAGGCAGGAUGCUGACGUUGCUCAGCUGGGUCAAAUGGUGGUGCUUCCGUCAUCUUUCACUGGAAGACCUCGCUACAUGCAUGAGCGGACUCAAGACGCUAUGACAUACGUCCGUUAUCAUGGCCGUCCUGAUCUGUUCAUCACCUUUACCUGUAACCCAAAGUGGAAUGAUAUAACAGAUGCAUUAUUGCUUGGGCAAAAGUCUUACGAUUGUCACGACAUUAUAGCUAGGGUAUUUCAUCUUAAGGUGAAGAUGAUGGCACUUUUGAAUAAGGGUAGUCUGUUUGGAAAAGUGUGGUGCUUUAUGUACUCUGUGGAGUGGCAAAAGCGAGGUCUGCCUUACAUCCACAUAUUGCUGUGGCUAGAGCAGCGCAUCUUUUCAGACAUGAUCGACAAAAUCAUCUGUGCGGAAAUACCUGAUCCUUUAAAAGACUCUCUUCUCCACAAUAUCGUUAAGGCCAACAUGAUUCAUGGUCCAUGCGGAGGCUUAAAUCACAAUUCGCUUUGCAUGAAAGAAGGCAGGUGCAGCAAGAGUUCUGUUAAGUCUAUCAAGUACAUUUGCAAAUACGUGAACAAGGGAAGUGAUCAGGCGGUUUUUGCUUUGGAGAGUGAGAAGGAUGAGGUGAAGUUGUACGAGAGUGGGCAAUACAUCAGCAGCUCAGAGGCAAUUUGGAGAAUUUUAGCGUUCCCUAUUUAUGAGAGGUAUCCCAUUGUCUUUCAUCUCGCUGUUCACCUUGAAAAUGAUUUAAAGACUGCGAAUGGUGUCUUCUGUCACACAUUCCAGUCCACAUGCAAGGCAUUAGGUUUGCUGGAAGAUGACAAGCAAUAG
Molecule: messenger RNA, 2769 nt
Organism: Temnothorax curvispinosus
Lineage: Eukaryota; Metazoa; Arthropoda; Insecta; Hymenoptera; Formicidae
Exons: 3
Coding region: 1-2769 (922 amino acids)
Source: RefSeq, a predicted model, not a curated record